Messenger RNA from Bipolaris victoriae FI3, 228 nucleotides. RefSeq lists its product as hypothetical. The transcript has a single exon. Bases 1 to 228 code for a protein of 75 amino acids. Lineage: Eukaryota; Fungi; Ascomycota; Dothideomycetes; Pleosporales; Pleosporaceae. The record is from RefSeq and is a predicted model, not a curated record.
AUGUCAAAAGAGAUAGUAUUCAUCUGUCGUAUGGUGAAUAGACGUAGUUAUCACGUGCCUAUACCACGUGCUUGGAUUCAGGCGUUAAGCGAUGGCACGGAGCAUAGGACCAGAUUGGAGAGGGGCGGCAGCGGCGGAGGGGUAAGAGAGGCCAGGAUAGGGCCCCCCCGCGACGGGCGACAGGGCGGCAGAUGCACGGCAAUGGGCGACGAAACACGGCUAGGGUGA